CUAAUUGCAUUUGACAGAAUUGUGCUCACAGUAUACUAACUAAAUAUUGAAUGUGCCGUUUUUAUUUCUAGGGAAACUAUUAGCAAACUAGGAUAUCAAAUUUAUAAUUAAUUACAAUAUUACAAUGGGAGAUAUUACUGAAGAAAGAACACAAGAGCGUGUGUAUGGAGGCUGUGAAGGUCCUGAGGCAAUGUAUGUGAAGCUUAUUUCUUCAGAUGGUCAUGAAUUUAUAGUGAAAAGAGAACAUGCUUUAACAUCCGGCACCAUUAAAGCUAUGUUAAGCGGUCCCGGUCAGUUUGCAGAAAAUGACGCCAAUGAAGUAAAUUUUAGAGAAAUUCCGUCUCAUGUACUGCAGAAGGUUUGCAUGUAUUUUACUUACAAGGUACGUUAUACAAACAGUUCUACAGAAAUACCAGAGUUUCCAAUUGCACCAGAAAUUGCAUUAGAGUUGUUAAUGGCAGCAAACUUUUUGGAUUGUUAAAUUUAUACUUAUUUUUCAAAUGUGAUUAAAUAAAACAUAUUAAAAUAUCUGAGCAAAUUUUUGGAAUACUUCUUAAUUAUGGAGAACAAAAGAAUAUGUUUUUCAAUUUUUUUAACUUUAGUCCUAUAAGCAAGAGAUGUGUAGUAAUCUUAGUAAUAGUAAUAAAUAUGUGUUCACAAAAAAGUGUUUAAA
Cylas formicarius (sweet potato weevil) is the source of this 673-nucleotide messenger RNA. Its product is annotated as elongin-C. The coding region runs from base 125 to 481 and encodes 118 amino acids. NCBI's taxonomy places the organism in Eukaryota, Metazoa, Arthropoda, Insecta, Coleoptera, Brentidae. The transcript is spliced from 2 exons. Gene Ontology annotation, cellular component: elongin complex. Gene Ontology annotation, biological process: ubiquitin-dependent protein catabolic process. Gene Ontology annotation, molecular function: protein-macromolecule adaptor activity. The record is from RefSeq and is a predicted model, not a curated record.